GUCAGUAAGCAUCAUGAGUUCUAAAAUAAUUUUACUAAUUUCUCUCAUCGUCUGUAUCGCUAGUGUUCUAGCAAAACCACAACAAUUCAAUCGAGGCUAUGAUCCUCAGAGUUAUCAAAGUUCAGGAUAUCAAACUGAUAGACGAUAUGGAAGUGUUUAUCCUGUAGGAACUGGAUAUAAUUACAUUAAUCGAGAAAAUGAAAGAUAUAAACCAUUUGAUAGCCAAGAAAGAUGUGGCAACUAUGGUAAUAAUGAUGGCUGGAUAUCUGGAAACCGGAGAGUAGAAGAAAGAAAUAGAUUCUCAAGACCAAAUCAAAAAUAUGAUGAUAGUAGAGAAGAAUUGACAGUUUCGCUACCUCCAUGGCGUUCAAAUAAUCCCUAUGAAGGCAACUCUGACGAAAGUCAUGGAAAUCAAAGAUGGUAGUAAGAGUUGAUCACAUGGCAAUGAUU
This is a messenger RNA of Chironomus riparius, 450 nucleotides long. Lineage: Eukaryota; Metazoa; Arthropoda; Insecta; Diptera; Chironomidae. The record is from the annotation of a GenBank genome assembly.